Messenger RNA from Rhodotorula toruloides NP11, 2253 nucleotides. Its product is annotated as transcription factor. The record is from RefSeq and is a predicted model, not a curated record. NCBI's taxonomy places the organism in Eukaryota, Fungi, Basidiomycota, Microbotryomycetes, Sporidiobolales, Sporidiobolaceae. The transcript is spliced from 5 exons. Bases 1 to 2253 code for a protein of 750 amino acids. Gene Ontology annotation, cellular component: nucleus. Gene Ontology annotation, molecular function: sequence-specific DNA binding; DNA-binding transcription factor activity. Gene Ontology annotation, biological process: positive regulation of transcription by RNA polymerase II.
AUGGAAUACGAACGCUUGUACUCGGCGGGCCAGGCGUCCGUGUCGGUCGUCGGGCUGAAGGGCGGCCAGCACGGGAGCGCGACGGAUGCUCCGGCCUCGCGACCGGUAGUUCUGGAUGCUAAGCGCCCGGCGGUGGAACUCCAAGCGAGCUCGACGGCGUCACCUCCUCUCGACCCUCACCGAACGCCUCGCCAGUCGCCUCGUCCUGUCGAACCCGCUCCUGCUCCUUCCCCUGCGCGCUCACACUCUUCCACCCCAGCACCCGCUAUCCGCGAAGCGAAUUCGGCGGCAAAGGAGCCGACCACCACGGCGACCGAACAGACGAGCGGCGGCGAGAAGGAUCCGGUCGUCUCGUGCACGCUGUGGGAGGACGAGCGUUGCGUCGUCACGCAGGUUCUCGUCAACGGACACGUCGUCGCGAGGAGGUCGGACCUCGACUAUAUCAAUUGCACCAAGCUGCUCAACAUGGUGCCGGGCUUGACUCGCGGGAAGCGCGACAUGUACCUCAAGAACGAGGGCGACCGCAUCGUCUUCCGCCGCGGUGCGCUGCAUCUCAAGGGCGUCUGGCUCCCUCUCGCUGCCGCGGCUCGUCUCGCGAAAAACUUCAACCUGUACAAAUGCCUCUACCCGCUCUUCGAACCCGACAUCCUCCAGUUCCUCUUCCGCCCCGUCAAUCGCGAACGGACUGGUCAGCUCAUCCAGGCUGCGAGGGGUCGCGAGGCGCUCAUCUCGAAGCCUGACGUCUCGAGUGGCUUGAGCGAGGAGGAUCGUGAGAAGUUGAGCACGAGAGGCGCGGCGCUCGAGAAGAUGCUGUGCGAGUUGGAAGAGGGGUUGAUCGCGACGGCGCCCAAAGUCGAAACACCUCCGCGCCCGCCGUUGCAUCAGCAGCAGCGCGAGUCGGACAAGCGGAGCUGGGCUGCCCAUGAAAUGGACAAGUCGCAGCGGCCAGCCAAGAUGCGUCGAAUCGCUCCGUCGGGUGCGACGCCGCCGCCUGGCCCGUCAACUCACCGCCUUGCUGCCGCCUUCGAGGAACGCUUCCAAGCGGACCGACAGCAAUUGACCUACGCCCCUUACCAACCCGCACCUCGUCCUCACCUCCCUCUCUACACCGCUUCCGGCUACCCUCCGUCGUACAUGACGUACCCGAUCCAGCCUCACCACGCGCCUCCACCACCAGCCACCGAGUCUCUUUCGGCUGUCCCUCGUCGGCCGUCGAUGGACGUCGGCUACACCCGCGACUAUCGUGCCCCGGUCGCCUGGUACGACAACCCGACGCCUCCGCACGCGCACGACAUGAGCGAGUACUUUGCGUCGACGUCCGGCACGGCGAUGCGGCGCCUCAGCGCGGUCGAGGGUGGGCUCGACGUCGUGCGCAAGAACGAAGAGGUGCAGGGCUGGCAGGCGGACGGCUCUAUCGCGGAGAGUCGCCCACCGCAAGCAGGAGGCGACGUGCUGAGGCGCCUUCCGAUCGGCUCGGAUGCGUCGAUGGAGUCGCCGUUGACGUUCGAACCGCCGUACUCGAUGCAGCUGCGGGAUCCGUACGGUCGUUCGCUAUCGCUUCCUGCUUCGACCGAUACCUUCGCUCCUUUUGACAGCCACCAGAAUAUCCUCACGACUCAGCCGAACAUCGUCUACCGUUCCGAGCCGUCGAUGCCUUCGCCGAACGACGAGCUCGACUUUGGCCAGAUCCACCAGGCGCUGUACUCGCCGCCCGUCCAGCCUUCCCGCCUCGGUGGGGCGCGCCUCUCCAUCGACUCGGCCGCCGAAGCCGUCUUCCCCAACUACGGACUCGGCUCGACCUCGCUCGUCGCGCCGCACACGGUUGGGUUGAUGCGGACCAACGGCACCGAGUCGUACACCAAUUGGCUCCCAAAGGCGUUCGACGCGAGCGACUGGGCAGAUGCGUGGGCCCGGCAGGAUGCGGGCGAAGACGGCGGGUACGGCGCGAGUGCACCAGCGAGCGAACCUCCUCGUCCCGUCGAGUCGACCUUCCCAAACUUUCCCGACGACGCCUACGCCUCAACUUCCUUCGCCGACUCUCCGUUCGCGCCCAGCGGCUCGGCGCCGCGCUUCGCUCACUCGGCAGCAUCGCCCGGCCCCCAGGCACCGCCUUACCUGGAUGGCGCUUUCGCCGGACAAGCGAUGUCGCCAUCUGCGCGGCGCGACAGUCUCUGCGGUGUUGUUGGCGUUGACGGCUCGCUUGCGCUGAGCCUCGGAUCGCCGGUUGGCAUCAAGGUCGAGCCGGAUGAGUGA